Messenger RNA from Triplophysa dalaica, 2575 nucleotides. It is a transcript of the gene kctd14, whose product is annotated as potassium channel tetramerization domain containing 14. Gene Ontology annotation, biological process: protein homooligomerization. Bases 610 to 1332 code for a protein of 240 amino acids. The transcript has 2 exons. NCBI's taxonomy places the organism in Eukaryota, Metazoa, Chordata, Actinopteri, Cypriniformes, Nemacheilidae. The record is from RefSeq and is a predicted model, not a curated record. Gene Ontology annotation, molecular function: protein binding.
UGAACUUUUUAGAGAAAUCAGAAUUGUACCUUUGGUGACUGGUUAGAUGUGGCAUAUCUGGACAAGUGGUAUAAAUAAAGUGCUUCUAUAAGGAUAUUUUAUCCAAAAUGUAAAUUCUUAACAGUAUGAGUGAAUAUUUUUUUUGUGAGGUAAAGCCUUUAUUUAAAAGCCUCCCCUCAUGAAAACAACAUUGCUCCAAAUGCUGUUGAGAGGUUUAAUUCAGUGUAAUAUAAACCUGAAAAGCUUGUUCCUUAAUUACUAACUAGAUCCAAACCCGAUAGUCGGAUUUAUUAACCAUGCAGAGAGUUCUGUGAAGUGAAAAUAACAUGAACAGUACAGUCAUGGGUUUCAAACAACAGUUUGUGCGAAUAAAAUGCAACGUUUUGUCCAUGUAGCUUGAAACUAAUCAAACCUAGAACUAAUAAAAAACGAAUACCAAGGCAGUAUUUAAAAUGUAAAUGACUUUAGUUUGUGAAGUAAAUGUAAGUACGUGUGGUGUUCCUUUACCUGUACGUGUCUGUGUCAUUUGUGUGUCAUGGGUGGGUCUUACAAAGUUACACACACACCUGUUAAUGUCUGGACUGUGUGAAGAGCUGAAGAUUAAAAAACAUGAGCUUACCAGACUGUAAAUCAACUGGAAAACAGUCCACAUCUCCUGUUAAGGCGAAAUCUCAGGUUGUACAGCUCAAUAUUGGGGGUCAUGUCUUCAGCACAACUCUUGCGACCAUUCGUAAGUUCCCAGACUCCACACUGGCAGACCUGUUUAAUGGGUCAUCCAACGCUCGGAUGGAUUCAGAGGGUCGUUACUUCAUCGAUCGUGACGGGACUCACUUUGGGUAUAUCCUCGCGUACCUCAGAACGGAGAACCUUCCUACCCAACACUUACAGGAAGUGCAUCAAGAUGCAUUGUACUACAACAUCAAACUUCUUGUCAAAGCCAUCGAGGAGACACCGCAGUUUUUCGGCGAGAAGGUGGGAAGACAGCAGUUCUUGAACCGUGUGCCCAAUUACCGUGAAAACCUAGAGGUGAUUCUAAAAGUAGCCAGAGCAGAAGCCAUCGCCUCACGAUACUCCACAAUAAUUGUGUGUGUUGUCAAGACCGACGAUGAUUUGGCCAGAUACAAAGAUGCUAUUGACAGUCUCGGCGCCCUAAAAGAAUCUGUGGUGACCUUCGGUCCGUGGAAAGCUCCAGCUUCAGGGGUGGACCUGUUAGAUUGCAUUAAAUUGGACAUAGAAGCCAAAGGAUAUAACGUUAAAAUCCACCCUCACAGCAAAGCGUUUCUCUUCAAGAGCAACGACUUCUUCUAUAAACUGACUUUCACAUGGUGGUGAUUUAUGUGAGCUCCAACAUAUAGGCCAAGUGCCUCCUGGAAAUGGGGAUUUGAGAAGUGAAUUAAAGGUAUCUCAUAUUAAUCUUGAGUACCUAUAGAGUAGCAUUGCAUACUUCGUAUCUUCAAAGAGUAUUUAGUUUGAUCACAUUUAUAAAAGAUAGACAGAGCUUUACGAUUAUUUCUGAUGACCUCCUGGGGUUUGCGGGGAGGAACUAAAUCACGAGCACACAACACAUCAUCGCAUUCGCGUUUUUUGACAAGUUGACCGUGUUGAGCAUGAAAUGGCAGCGCAUUUUACAUUGUUAAGAAAUCAAAAUGCAUGAAACAGAAUCUCCAUUUGUAAAAUCUAUGGCAAGAUCUGUUCUUUGAGCUGAAGCAACAGUGUGAGUGACAGACUUUCUUUUCUGAAACUGGGCAAUUCCAUGAAAAUGUCAACCUUACCAUGAAAAAAAAAAGUUUUAACAGCGAUUUUUACUAUGGUAACUGUACAGAUAUUAACAUUUGGUGGUUCAAAUACCCAUGUGAGAUCUCUCUUCAAAUUUGUAAAGAAUUUGUUUUAUUUUUAGUGCAUGAUUUUUCAUAGUCAGGUAAGUGCCAUUUUCAGGAUUUUCACAUCCAUAACGCUAAAUAUUCCUCAUAAAUGGACACAUGAAAUACAAAAUAAAGUAAAUAUUUUCUGUUCUAUAAAGAGGAGUCCCUUCUCCAUUUAUUGGGUAUUAUUGCUUCAGGAUUGUGCAUUUUAUUUUACAGUAAUCCUACAGUUAAUCGUCUCACAAUUUUUUUUUCUUAGACUGACAUUUUUUGAUGUUUAGACUCUAUCUACAAGGGUUCAGUAAAAUAUGAACAGAUGGUUCAAUAUAAUCGUAACAAAUUUAUUCUCUGAGAAUUUUUAUGUCACAUCCAUCGCACAAAAUGUCACGUCCAUAACGCUGGAAUUGCCCAACUGGCCUCCCUUGUGUAAUAUUGACUUAAGUUGUACUGUCCCUUCUUAUCAUAUAACAUUCUUUGAAUAAUCACAUAAAGUAAUAAAAGGAUAUCUCCAUCACUGCAAUUUUGUCUUGAUACUGUAAAUAUUGACGUAGAUUUCUGCAAUCUUAAAUGUUUUGAAUGUGUGCUUUUAAAUGCCAAUUGCCCAAAAAAAUCCAGGAUCCUUUGUAUAAUUUGUGCAUUAAAACUGUUGUUUCACAUCACUGGUCUGUCAAAAUUCAGCACUAAGUAAACAUAAUUAAAAACUUAAAAUCGUA